AAUUCAGUUCAGAGAGGAGAGGGAGAAGGAGAGAGGGGCAGAGGAGAAGGGAGAGAGGGAGAGCGUGCAAGACAGGAAGGAGCGCCUUAGAGUCUCUGAAGCACGAAAGAGAUAACCGAUUAGGAAUUUUUCAGGCAGCUGUCAUCCCGGAGAGCAGCCAGAGAAUCACCAUCACCCCAACUCUGACGUUUCCUACAAGAAGUUAGAGACUUAAGCAGUAUUGACAUCGGAGGGAAAUGGUAUGCUUGAUGCUGUGGAAAAUACCCCAGAGCUGAAGAAGUGCAACUGGAUGUUGUGUGUGUGUUAAAUACCAGAAGAGCCCAGACCCCGUGGGUAAUAGAGACGAAAUGUGGAGAGAAUGACUAACGACAAAUCUGUGAAUUUGUUCUCUGGAGUUGCUAAUUUGCCAGCCCGAAGCAACACAUUUUACAAGGAGGAAACGUUUUGCUGCUUCUGAUUUCUCCCCAAACUGGUGCUACCAGAUGCAUGGCUUUCUAUGUGUCGGAACAAAUCAUUCCUAACUGCAGCAUACCGGGAAAGGGGAAAGGUUGAGGCAACUAACUGGCUGUCUCCAAAUAAGCGAUGAGAUGUAAUGCAUCCUCCAGUCCAUGCACGCUUCCUCUUGCAAUUCGUGCAUCAUUCCUCAGUGGAAACCUUUAAACCCUAAAAUCCGGGAAAAGAAAAUAAGUACAUUAUCAUGGACCUGAGGGAUUUUUACCUGUUGGCUGCUCUGAUUGCCUGUUUAAGGCUGGAUUCCGCAAUAGCUCAAGAACUUAUUUACACUAUUAGAGAGGAAUUGCCUGAAAAUGUGCCCAUAGGAAACAUACCAAAGGAUCUGAACAUUUCUCACAUCAAUGCUGCCACGGGGACCAGUGCCAGCCUCGUCUACAGACUGGUUUCUAAAGCUGGGGAUGCCCCUUUGGUGAAAGUAUCCAGUAGCACUGGGGAAAUUUUCACAACCUCCAAUAGAAUAGACAGAGAAAAACUCUGUGCUGGAGCCUCUUAUGCUGAGGAGAAUGAGUGUUUCUUUGAACUUGAAGUAGUGAUCCUCCCCAAUGAUUUUUUCAGGCUGAUCAAAAUAAAAAUAAUUGUCAAGGAUACCAAUGAUAAUGCCCCCAUGUUUCCAUCUCCUGUCAUCAAUAUUUCCAUUCCAGAAAACACUUUGAUCAACAGCCGCUUUCCAAUUCCAUCGGCAACAGAUCCUGACACGGGCUUCAAUGGUGUACAGCACUAUGAAUUGCUAAAUGGGCAGAGUGUUUUUGGACUGGAUAUCGUGGAAACUCCGGAGGGAGAGAAGUGGCCACAAUUGAUUGUUCAGCAAAACUUGGACAGAGAACAGAAAGAUACCUAUGUGAUGAAAAUCAAAGUAGAGGAUGGAGGCACUCCACAGAAAUCCAGCACGGCCAUACUGCAGGUCACAGUAAGUGAUGUAAAUGACAACAGGCCAGUGUUUAAAGAGGGUCAAGUGGAGGUGCACAUUCCAGAGAAUGCUCCUGUAGGCACCUCUGUAAUUCAGCUCCAUGCCACUGAUGCAGAUAUAGGCAGUAAUGCUGAAAUCCGGUACAUUUUUGGUGCCCAGGUCGCCCCUGCAACCAAAAGACUCUUUGCUUUAAAUAAUACUACUGGGCUGAUUACAGUUCAGAGGUCCUUAGAUCGAGAGGAGACAGCCAUUCACAAAGUGACAGUGCUGGCUAGUGAUGGCAGCUCCACCCCCGCUCGAGCAAUGGUUACCAUCAAUGUCACUGAUGUCAAUGAUAACCCUCCUAACAUAGACCUCAGGUACAUCAUAAGUCCCAUCAAUGGCACAGUGUAUUUAUCUGAGAAAGACCCUGUCAAUACAAAGAUUGCCCUAAUUACAGUUUCAGAUAAGGACACAGAUGUGAAUGGCAAAGUGAUCUGUUUUAUUGAAAGAGAGGUCCCGUUUCAUUUGAAGGCAGUGUACGACAACCAAUAUUUGUUAGAGACCUCCUCUUUGUUGGACUAUGAGGGCACCAAAGAAUUCAGCUUUAAAAUUGUUGCCUCCGAUUCCGGGAAGCCCAGUUUAAAUCAGACUGCCCUGGUAAGGGUUAAGCUUGAGGACGAAAAUGACAACCCACCAAUUUUCAACCAGCCUGUAAUUGAGCUGUCAGUUUCUGAAAACAACCGACGUGGGUUAUACUUAACAACUAUUAGUGCUACAGAUGAAGACAGUGGGAAAAAUGCGGACAUUGUUUAUCAGCUUGGGCCGAAUGCCUCCUUCUUUGAUCUGGACCGAAAGACAGGAGUUUUGACAGCCUCCAGAGUCUUUGACAGGGAAGAACAAGAACGAUUCAUUUUUACAGUAACUGCCAGGGACAAUGGGACCCCUCCCCUCCAAAGCCAAGCGGCUGUGAUAGUUACUGUUCUGGAUGAGAAUGACAAUAGCCCCAAGUUUACUCAUAAUCAUUUUCAAUUUUUUGUGUCUGAGAAUCUGCCAAAGUAUAGUACGGUGGGGGUAAUCACAGUGACAGAUGCAGAUGCUGGAGAGAAUAAAGCUGUGACUCUUUCCAUUCUAAAUGACAGUGAUAAUUUUGUGUUGGAUCCCUAUUCUGGAGUCAUAAAGUCAAAUGUCUCAUUUGAUAGAGAGCAGCAGAGUUCCUACACUUUUGAUGUCAAAGCCACUGACGGAGGACAACCACCCCGCUCCUCUACUGCAAAAGUCACCAUCAAUGUCAUGGAUGUCAACGACAAUAGCCCAGUUGUCAUUUCUCCACCUUCCAACACUUCUUUUAAGUUGGUGCCCCUCUCGGCCAUUCCUGGCUCUGUGGUAGCGGAAGUUUUUGCGGUGGACAUUGACACUGGGAUGAACGCCGAACUGAAGUAUACAAUUGUGAGUGGGAACAACAAAGGCUUGUUUCGGAUUGAUCCAGUAACAGGUAACAUCACUCUGGAAGAAAAGCCGGCACCCACUGAUGUGGGCUUGCACCGUCUGGUGGUCAACAUAAGUGACCUGGGGUACCCGAAGUCUCUGCACACGCUUGUGCUUGUUUUUCUCUAUGUUAACGACACUGCUGGGAAUGCCUCCUAUAUCUACGACUUGAUUCGCAGGACUAUGGAGACCCCACUGGACAGGAACAUAGGGGACAGUAGCCAACCCUAUCAAAACGAAGACUAUCUCACCAUCAUGAUUGCCAUCGUUGCAGGUGCCAUGGUGGUCAUAGUCGUGAUCUUCGUGACCGUCCUGGUGCGCUGUCGCCAUGCAUCCAGGUUCAAAGCAGCUCAGAGGAGCAAGCAAGGUGCUGAAUGGAUGUCCCCGAACCAGGAGAACAAACAAAACAAAAAAAAGAAAAGGAAGAAAAGAAAGUCUCCCAAGAGCUCUCUUUUGAACUUUGUUACAAUCGAAGAGUCCAAACCCGAUGAUGCAGUUCACGAACCUAUCAAUGGGACCAUAAGCCUGCCGGCUGAGCUGGAGGAGCAAAGUAUAGGAAGAUUUGACUGGGGCCCGGCCCCUCCAACAACCUUCAAGCCUAACAGCCCUGACUUGGCCAAGCACUACAAAUCGGCUUCUCCACAGCCUGCUUUUCAUCUUAAACCAGACACUCCAGUUUCCGUGAAAAAGCAUCAUGUGAUUCAGGAACUCCCUUUGGACAACACCUUUGUCGGGGGUUGUGAUACCCUUUCCAAACGCUCUUCCACUAGUUCAGAUCACUUCAGUGCCUCAGAGUGCAGCUCCCAAGGAGGUUUCAAGACAAAGGGCCCCUUACACACCAGACAGAGAGAGACACAGCGAGAGAGGGAACACAAGCAGGGGGAGUGGGAGAGGGAGAGGCAGGCUUCCCGCCGAGCAGGGAGCCCGAUGCGGGGCUCGAUCCCAGGACCCUGGGAUCAUGACCUGAGCCGAAGGCAGCUGCUUAACGACUGAGCCACCCAGGCGCCCCAAGAUGAUUGUUUGUAAACUUUCAAUAAAUCUGUUACCUAAUUUACGGAUAUCCGUAGCUUAUGAACCCUUAUUUGUGUUUAUUUAACUUAGAAAAUUAAGAAAGAAUUAAAGAAUACUUGAAGUUAUUAUUUAGUUUCUAGCAUUCUGAGAGGGCCAAGAGACUGGAAAUGUCUUAACUUAGCAUGAAUGUAGUUAAACGAAUCAUUGCUACGCUGCUGUCCAGGUCUUAAAGUGCAAAGUAUUGAGAAGACGUAGCAAUUUGCAUAAUUAACCCCUAUUCAUUUUAAAGGGCAAGAAAUAAGAUUACUCUUUGGCAAUCACAUGUUACUUGAAUUGUAUUUUAUUUUUAUUAACCUGAAAACAUACCAGCACACUCACACACACAAGCCCUAAUGCAAAUAUGGACAGAAGGAAUCCCCCCCACACUCAUAAAUCAGUAUUUUUCUUUCUAACAUGCAACAGAUGUUAAUAGCUCUGACGAAAAAAUACGGUGCCAUAGUUAGUAAGGCGGAGCUCAUGCUUUACGGUUUAUGGCCUGACUAAAAGUAGAUAAAGUCUGCAUUUGUGUGUUUACUCUAGACAGCCUCCCAAAUAACAUCAACGGACUUCUUGCAGAAACUGUAAAUGCUUUUCAUUCUGACCAAUAAAAGGCAACUUGGUGAGUUAUAGAGAUUGACUGGGUGCUUGACAUGCGGUGCUGCUCCAUUUAAACAGUGGCAAUUGGUACUGGGCAGGUUUAGGAGAAUUUAACUUGCUUGCUUGCUUUUGGAUAUGUUGAUAUCCUAAUAUUCUAAAAAUCUAAAAAUGCAAGUUUAGUUCACAUAUAACAGGUUUCCUUAUAUUGCUUUUGUAGUUCAUAUGUAAAAAAAGAAAAUAAUGUGCUCCUAGUCAUUCUAUAAUUGUGUUCUGAUAUUACCAGGCAGUUUUUGUAGACAUAGUCAGAUAAGCACAUUGUUCAUUAUUUAAAUGCAUAAUGCAUCUUUUCGAUCAUUAUUGCCUAAGUAAUUUUCAGAGAAUGAUCAUUGAGUGGUCUCUCUCCCCACUUCACCACUUUAAGAUAGGUGGAUGUGUUUGAUUCCUUUUCCAUUCUUUUAUUAUUUUAAAAACCCUAGGGAAAAUAAAACAUUUGUUUUCAAUUAAAAAAAAAAAAACACCCUGAUAAUUAUAUUGUUUUACUUCUGCAAAAUAGCCACGUUUUUACAUACUCCAAAUAAAUUGUCACGCGUAACGAUAGGCUGAAAACAAUGAAAUGUGGCUGAAAAUAAUUUCCCUUGUUGUACUACAAUGUAUGAAUAAUUAUAGAUGUAAACACUUAACGUCACAUUUCCCUGUAAUACCAUUAUUCUACAGGUACCAUUCACAACACAGUAUAUUCUAUUGCUACUUUGUGAAAUGAGUUCUUGAGAUUCAUAGUAAGGCACUACGCAAAGCAUUAUUAUUAAAGGAUUAGAGGGAAAAUUUUCCCAAUUGAAAACUGAUAACUGAAGGUAUUAUUUAAAAUAAAUAAACUGCAGAGUAGGUAAGUUCAAUGUAGCAAUAUCUUUCUAUUUUGGUUUCAGAUUAAGUUUUUAUAUACACAAAAACAAUUUGCCUCAAGAAUUAGGUGAUAUAUUUUAGAAGGUUUAAAAUAACCAAAAUAAUGUUGCAGUGUGUUACAUUAGUAAUUUAUCAAUAAAAAUUAUUACUGUUAAUAAUUGGUAGAAUUUUUUUCCUCCCUGUGCUAGUGAUUUAAGUUGAUGGGGGUUUAGUAACGUGUAUAGGGAUGCAUCUUAAUAUCUAUAUUUGCUGAACAGUGUUAAAAACACAAAACCGUCCUCAUUAAAAUGGACUUUUGUACACUAUAAUUUGAAUUAAGUAAUGAAUAUAUAAAGUAUUUAAAAAAGUUGUAUAUCGAAUGUAUAACAUUCCAUUUUUGGCUAUAUUUUGUAAAACAUUUUUGGUGUAAUCAGUACGACUCUCACGUAUGUCAAAUCAAGUAUUUUACUAUUUAUUUAAACAGAUAUAUACCUAAUGUAUUUGGAAGCUUAUUGCACUCAUAUAAUUGUAUAUAUUGUGACUUCAAAGGUCUGUACUUACCCUUGCUUUAAAAAAGUAGUAUGUGCAUUUCUUUCUAAUUUAUUUUAAUUAAUUAUAUUAAGGAAAGCAUCCUUUACUAAAUGUAUCUUAAAAUUCACAAUAAAGUU
Molecule: messenger RNA, 6081 nt
Organism: Mirounga angustirostris (Northern elephant seal)
Lineage: Eukaryota; Metazoa; Chordata; Mammalia; Carnivora; Phocidae
Gene: PCDH9
Product: protocadherin 9
Exons: 3
Coding region: 698-3880 (1060 amino acids)
Biological process (GO): homophilic cell-cell adhesion
Cellular component (GO): plasma membrane
Molecular function (GO): calcium ion binding
Source: RefSeq, a predicted model, not a curated record